UCAAAUAUUGUUACAUUAUUAUCUCGUUAUAUUUUAUUAUUUUGUAAUUCGAAGGCAUUUUUUAAAUAAAGUAUGAGUAACCAAGAAGACACUGUAAAAACAGCAGUGAAUAUGUGCUUAAAAGUCAUAAAAAUGUAUGAAUGGCUCUUGAAUCUCUAUGUUUUGGAUUUCUUUGUUGACAAUCAUUGGAUGAAACUACCAAUGUCAUGGCAACGAUGUUUUGGAGAUAUGGACCCAAAAGAUUUGGGUGAUAUUAUAAAUGGGGAAAAAACUAAAUGUAUAUUACCUUUGUCUUUCUUAGCUUUGUUAAAAGCCAUUACGAGUCUUAACAUACCCCGCACUGGUUCAUACAAAUAUACAAUACUUAAUCAGGAAUUAGAGCGUAAUAUAGGCCACCCUAAACUAAAAAACUUAUAUUUAAAACAUGUUAAAUUAAAAAAAAGGCAUGAAAUCAGUUUGAUGUCUGAUUUCGUAUAUAGUAUGGCUAUAAAGAGUAAGUGUAAUACAGUACUAGAUUUUGGAUCUGGAUUGGGACACCUAGUAAGAAUACUCAACUAUAAAUAUAACUUAUCAGCCGUGGGAAUUGAAAUGCAGACACAGUUGACAGAGGAAGCUAGAAAACUUGAUUUGGAAUUUGAAUAUACUGCCAAAAAACAUUUAACAGAUGAAUGUAUGACCAACCUUGUUAGACCAACACAUUGCAAUGUCACAUUGACGUCAUUAGAUCAGUUGCAUCAGAUAUCAUUACCAAAAAAUGCUAAAAGGUAUGGUUUAAUUGGUCUUCAUCCAUGUGGAGAUUUAGGUCCAUUAUUGAUUAAACACUUUGUUAAAAGUAACAAGGUGAAGUUUAUAUGUGUUGUUGGUUGCUGUUACAUGAAGUUAUCAUGCAAUAAUGAACCUUGUGGUUACCCAAUGAGCACAUAUGUGAGGGAGUUAGAUAAUUCACUGACUUAUGUUAGUAGAGAGAUAGCUUGCCAUGCAAUAGAGACAUACUGCCAAAAGUUAUGCAGAGGUGACUAUAAAGAUUUAAAGGUACAUGCCUACAGAGCUGCUUUAGAAAAAAUAUUGGUUGAAAUGGAUCCAGAAUUCAAGCAUAUGCCAAUCAGAAAUGUGAAGCACACCAAUGACAUGUCAUUUGAAAGCUAUUGUGAAGCAGCUCUUCGACAUUCUCCUCUCCAGUCAUUGCAAACUAAAAAUUUAGAGGAGGAAUUGAAGCAAUGGAAACGCGUAGUUGUUUUGUACACGUUGCGCCUCAUGAUCGCCCCACUUGUCGAAACUGUCAUCCUUUUGGACAGGCUGUUAUAUAUUUUAGAACAUGGUAUACCCUGUGCAAUAUAUCCCGUCUUUGAUCCGAAGAUAUCUCCACGCAAUCACAUAAUUGUUGGAAUAAAGUCUUAAUUUGUAAUAUUAUAA
Molecule: messenger RNA, 1413 nt
Organism: Vanessa tameamea
Lineage: Eukaryota; Metazoa; Arthropoda; Insecta; Lepidoptera; Nymphalidae
Product: methyltransferase-like protein 25B
Exons: 6
Coding region: 73-1398 (441 amino acids)
Source: RefSeq, a predicted model, not a curated record